Xylaria bambusicola is the source of this 1392-nucleotide messenger RNA. RefSeq lists its product as uncharacterized. NCBI's taxonomy places the organism in Eukaryota, Fungi, Ascomycota, Sordariomycetes, Xylariales, Xylariaceae. The record is from RefSeq and is a predicted model, not a curated record. The coding region runs from base 6 to 1316 and encodes 436 amino acids. The transcript is spliced from 5 exons.
CAAUCAUGAAUACAUAUUUUUCGGAUAAUGUUAUUGAACCGGUCCAAAUCCUCGCUGUCCCUAGAUGCUCUAACCGAGGUGAAUCGAAGCUUACUUUUGAAGGGUGUGUGAAUUUGAACGACAUGAAACGGACUUUAACAUCAUUGGAUCAUCAAGAUUCCGCUAUCUGCUUCAUAUCAGUCUGCCAAAGAAACUCAUGGAGUCCAUUGCAGAUCACUUCAGAAAUGCUCGAUUUUAUAGUUAGCCAUCAUGACCUGAAUGAUUCUGUGUAUGGUAUAUCGUCUUGUUUCUAUACCCGCAACCUAGAUCUUGAAGACCUCUACUGCGCACCCCUGUCUAUUGUACAGUCUGGGGACGUAAUAGAUAUUUCGUACACACUGCGGUACCCUGAAUUCAAGGAAAAGGAAAAUCAGUGGGCACUGCGACAAAGUGGGAUAUACCAGAGAUUCAACAAAAGGACAAAUCAACACUUCUUACUGCUAUUCAGUCCUUUGCCUAACUCAGCUACCCAUGCGAAGAUUUGGAAUCAACUGCGCAACGAACACCCGUGGACCUCACAUGGUCCUUUCUGGGUCCAUGCAAUAUUGUUUUCCACUUAUUUCCCCACAUGGAGACAGUAUAUGGCUUGGUUAGAAGGCAGGUUGAUCCCUAUUACAAACUUAACAAUGAUAGCCGAGAUCAAUCGGGAAUUGCGUGUCAGUUACGAACAGCUCAACACUAUGUAUGCUCUGAUGAACAAGCUUUUCCAAGUCUCGACACUCAUGUCCCACUCUCUGGAUGUUUUCGAGAAUCUUCUCUGUCUUUAUGAUGAUGGAAGGAGAUCAAGCUGCGCUGCGAUACAACAACUUCAGAAUUACUGGCGCCAAGCAGCCGCCUACUCACGAACAGCGGCCGGUUUGAAUAAUCGCGCCCAAACAACGGCACAGCUUCUUUCCAGUACGCUUUCAUUGAGGGAGCAGACCAUUUCCAAGGAUGAGGCCGACAGAAUGGCCACUAUAAGCAAGUCAACAUACUGGAUUACUAUCAUGGGGCUGCUGUACCUCCCCACAACACUUGUUGCUACCGUGUUCGGAACAAGCUUUUUCAAUUUCGAUAGUGAUAGAAGUAGAAUUGUGGUGUCAACGGAUAUCUGGUACUUCUUCGUGGUAUCAGGCGGGCUCACUUUUAUUACUUUGUUUACUUGUUAUGGCUUUGGUGGUUAUGGAAUGAUUUCGCGAAAACCAGCUUUACCGACCUCCGACAAGUGGAAAAUCACGAGUCAUUGGAGAAUGAGUCUAAGAAGAGACAAGGAAAUCUCGAAUAUGAGUUCAGUUUAGGUCAUGGUUAUCGCAAUAGCGCUAAGAGAGACUGUCAGUUUAGUAUAAAUCUAAAGGUUCAUAUUAUAACACCUAA